Microstroma glucosiphilum is the source of this 1073-nucleotide messenger RNA. RefSeq lists its product as hypothetical. NCBI's taxonomy places the organism in Eukaryota, Fungi, Basidiomycota, Exobasidiomycetes, Microstromatales, Microstromataceae. The record is from RefSeq and is a predicted model, not a curated record. The transcript has 4 exons. Bases 251 to 1063 code for a protein of 270 amino acids.
CGUCUCCCCGGGCUGCUCUCCUCUCCUCUCCUCUCCUCUUACCCACGGCCCACACCUGAUCUUCCCCUUCCCCCCUCAACCUAUCAUAGCCAGCAGCACCAGUACGAGGACUUUCCUAGCUACUGCCCUCACUCAAAGACUGUGGCUGCAUCUGUAUCUGUAUCUGUAUCUCCUUGAUCCUGAGCUAUUAGCCCUGCGUAAGAACGAGGUAACCUCCCCUCGAUACCCCGGCGCUCCACAAUUGAGUAUCAUGCCGCAAGAAACAAUUGAUUUCCCCGCGGCGUACGUGCUUAUUGGGGCCUACCGCCUCGCGCAUGACCCGGCGCUUUGGAAACCUAUGUGGCAGGAUAUUAGCGGAGCGGCCAAGAAGGCUGGGUUGGUUGCACUUGUUUGGGGAAUCCUUACUUGGCCACUCCAGCGCGUCUUUGUGCGGACAUUCAUGGGCGGGAGCUCCAGAGUCCUCGGGAUGAGUGGCGCCUAUCACUCCCUGUCAGAGAAAGCCGACCGUCUGGACGACUCGCUCCCCUUUAUCAUUCCCAUUCCCUCUCUUCAGGGCUUCGCAACAUUUAUGUUCGUCCUCUCCCAAUGUUCCACCAUUCUUGAACUCUGGCUUCGAAGACGACUAAAGGCAGCCCGAGCCAAGGCGUACGGCGAGACGGUGCGCAGUCGGGGUAAAGCACCAGAAUGGUGGACGGACUACUAUGAAGAGUGGGAGGAACCACCAACGCAAAAGGCCAUCAAGGGAGCGCAGAAGCAGUCCUUCUACACCAAGCUCGCUACACCUCUGCUGCGCUUCUUUGUUUUCAAGGUGCUCCUCCUACCACUGGACUGGGUGCCAUUCCUCUCCCUCUUCCUCUCUUCCUGGCUACGGUCCCUUAGCCUUGGUAGGCAAUUGCAUGAACCCUUGUUCCAGGCAAAGAGGAUGACACCACUACAGGUGGAAGUGUGGGUGACGGAGCGAUCCUUUGCCUAUCGUCAAUUUGGAUUCGCAGCAGCCCUCUUUGAGCACAUUCCCAUUCUAGGCCUCGUACUCUCCAUCUCCAACCGGGUAGGAGCAGCGUAAGUUCCCCUCU